AUGAUUCCAACCGCGGAAAAUUCUGGAACAUACAGCUCUAUCCUUCUUCAGAACGAGAAGGCCUCGCUUGGUGUGAAGAAAGACGACCAUAGUAAUACUCACAAGAAGAAAUCUGGCUCACGAUGUGGUGGUUUGCUUGGCACUCUGCUGAGGCGAAGGAUUCAAAGGACAGAGCGCGAUCUCAUUCCAAAGGUCUUCCGAGCAGACGAGUGCCUGGACAUGAACGACGAUCCAUGCUUCUUCGCUGCGCAAACGUUCGAGGAGAUGAAGCCUGGCAAUGAUGAGAAAUCGUUUGAGCAUGUUUGUGAGAGUAUUGACAACCAUGCAUGCUCUCAACCUGGUUCCUACUUCACCUCUCUGUUCAAGUCCGGAGAAAGCUUCAAGCAAGCACUCAGUGCAUCAGCGCAACCGUGGUUGCCGGCGUUGCCUGUCGCGCAAGAUUCAAUCAAGUACGGAGAGAGGCAGCCAUGUACGUACAUGGAGAUGGUUCAGAAGCAAUCUGGUUAUGCAGUCAAGACAGAGGAUCCGCUAAUUGAUUUAAAUUCCAAGCAAGCUUUCGCUGGUGCACACCCGUACCUGACGAUGGCGCGCGAAGAUGUCAGCGAAAGGACGUGCAGGGAGGAAGAGGACUGCGAAUCGAGUGAUUUGUACUCUACGUCGUCCUCAUGCAGCCCGGCUCCCUCCAGCUUUAAUAGCGCUGAAACUCGAGGGAUAGAAUUCCCGUCGGUAGAGGAACUUACUCAGAUGUCGCAGACAUCGAGAUCUCUGUGGUCAUGCUUCAUCGAGCAGCACCACAAGUACAAGAAGAUCGACUUUGUCAACACGGAGCUCGAGGCUGUCGAUGUUCUCAACCAGGACGUUUCUGUGGAGAUUGCUUCCAACCCCGUUGACCAGAGCAACAGGUUGGAGGAUGGAUGCCUGAGCACCGAGGUGCUUGCCGAUGCGCUCCAGACUUCUGACCCUCUGUUUGCUUCCUCCGAGGAGUCCUCCGAGGAGAGCAUGUUGUGGGUUGCACCCCACCAUGAGCAAACUUUCGAAUGCGAUUCGGAAUGGAGUGCGAUAAACUUGUGA
This is a messenger RNA of Guillardia theta CCMP2712, 1071 nucleotides long. RefSeq lists its product as hypothetical. Bases 1 to 1071 code for a protein of 356 amino acids. The record is from RefSeq and is a predicted model, not a curated record. NCBI's taxonomy places the organism in Eukaryota, Cryptophyceae, Pyrenomonadales, Geminigeraceae. The transcript has a single exon.